CACUCUCAACUUUAAACUUUUCCAGUGUUCCUGCUGUUCGGAUCAACAACACUGAGGCUUCGGGACAGCGCGUGCGGAUUCUACACGUAUAGUGUCUAGAUUUCUCGACAUGGAUCUGUGGAAAUUUAAUCCGAGUCGAACAGGUUUGUGAAGUUUUAAUUCAUUUAGGAACAUGGAAAAGAGUGUUUAGAAAAGGCUCUCUCCUGACAGUGUUUUCGAUCGCUCCCGCUAAGCUCUUGUUUUAUCUGGAUAAUAUUUUUCCCCCCCAUCGGACCUCACGGAAAACGUUUCCAGGCGUUCACGGUGGGAUUGUGAUGCGUGUUUGAUCAGAGUGGAAUAACUGAGACAUUGUCGCAUUGCUGGAUUCUGCUACAACCUGCUACAUUCUGGAAUGUUUGGAAUCCUUUGAAGUGGACGCGGCGCACCGCACACUAAUGGAGCCAUUAUGACGUCAUGUUCUCAAUCAAGACGCGCGGGAAUCCACGGGGGAAUCUGUUAUAUUAUUGAUCAGACCUUUAGGGGAUCAUAUUAAAUCAAUGCUCGCGCCAGGAGUCUGUCCGCUGUCACUCGGUCUACCAUGUUCUGUCAGUGAUACGGGCCAGUCCCCCACUAAAGUUCCAUUGAAUUGCUUGUAAUAUUCUUUAAUUUCAAAUCUCAACCCUGCAGAGCUUAUUAAACCAGCCACUCUAAAAGCCACUGGGUUUUUGGACGGUUUCAGUGACUGUCUCCUGUCUUUUAUCUGAGCUCUGAUUGGACGGAUAGCGCAUAAUGUAUGGCCGGGGCCCGCCGCUGCAGCCAGGACAAUGAGGGUCCCUGUGCGGCAAUUGGCCGGGCUCUGGCCGUGGCUGCUCAUGGCUGCCUCGCAGGUGGCGUUGGGCCACACGGGCCUGGAACUAGCCGCUGCUGUGGAGUCCGAACGCUCCGCACCCCGAGCCAUGAUCAAGGUGUCGCUGCUGAAGCAGGAGCCCACCAGCAGGCCCAUCACCCUAGAAGGGGUGUUCGCCGGGGGCAGCGCAGGCUAUGCUGAAGGGAAACUGAUGCAGUCUCACCCGCUGUCUCUGUGUAACACCAGCGAAGAUGACCGUCAGGAGGCCAUCUUCAUCAGCAUCGUCAAACUCGAGAGUCCAGAGAGCAAAGUGCCGCAGUGCCAGCCGCUGCUGGAUAAACCUCACUAUGAUGUUGGCAUCCUGUUGACUGUGGCUCUGGUUGUGUUGGCCAUCAUCAUGAUCUUUGCUCUACGCUUCCGCUGCAGGUCCAACAGAACCUGGGACUCUGUGCACCAGCAGACCAUGCGUGCCAUCAGCAGGUUGGAAACGCACACAUACAGCUCUCAGGGUUGCUCUGGCUCCCAGCAUUCUCGUGGGGCUCCAGAGUCAAACAGCAGUUCAAAUUCCAGCCCAAUCUGUGCCAUCUGUCUUGAGGAAUUCGUGGAUGGCCAGGAAUUGAGAAUCAUCUCCUGUGCUCAUGAGUUCCAUAAGGAGUGUGUCGACCCCUGGCUCCUACAACACCGUACCUGCCCACUGUGCAUGCACAACAUCAUGGGUAAACAGCCUCAGGGUUCAGAUCUGGCAUCCCGUCAGCCCCAAAGAAGUCGAAUGCCACCCCCUCCACCUGAGCACAGUCAAGCCUUCCUCCUUCCCCAUCACUAUUCGAACCAACACCCUUAUCCCCAGCACCAUGUUCCCUUUUCCCUGCAGCAUCAUUACCCACGUAACCCCUCUGGACCUUUACCCCAAUUGGGCCACUAUGGCAACUCUCCCCCUCUUAAUCCACGGACUCUCCGUUGCUUUCCCAGCAGACCAUUGGGUGCUAGCUGUGCGUACCACUUGGCUCCGGAUGCCCAUCAUGGACGUCCGCACAGGACAGGCAGGCCCGGGUGUCGGACCGGGGGGCAUCACUAUGCAGCCCCCCGAAGGUCGUGUCAUCGGUGUCCCGGAGGACCUUUGCGGAUGCAUCAUGUGGUAUCGUCCGCAAACCAUGCAACUCAUCAUCACCUGCCACAUGGAAGAGGCUCGCACAGUCGCCAAGAUGACGGCAGCUGCUCGGGAGGGAGUUACCAUACGGAGCGUAGCGGUUACCUUGCAGAUGGACCGGCCAGUGAUUCCAGCUCGGGAUCGUGCCACGGCUCGUCCAGCGACUCUGUAUUGAACUGUACGGACAUCAGCCUGCAGGGUGUCUAUGGCAGCUGGUCCACUUUUCGUAGCUCGCUCAGCAGCGAUUACGACCCGUUUGUCUACUGCGGACCGGGCAAAGCUCCACGCAGAGGGAGCAUGGAGGCCACGCAAAGGCCUCGUUCCCUGGACUCGGUAGUGAACCGAACCGGGGGUGGAAGCGGCGGUGAUGCCGGUGCCAUUUGCCCGGAAGAACAGCAGCAACAGGUGGCUGUGUUCAGUCACGUUCACUAUCACAGGCAUAGACACCACUAUUACGAGGAUGGGGAACUCAGUCAAGGGCCCGGCCGAUGCUCUGACGAGGAUCAAGGGGCCACGUCCUCAGCCGCGGCAGCAAGCGGGCCUUGUCUCGUAACUAAAGACAAAGACUCCUCCGGGUGUCAGGUACAGCACCAGUCUUGCCACUGCCCCAAAACAGACCUCAGUUCAAGGAGGGUUGAGGAUAGAGACCCAGACCCUGUUUCCUCCUCAGGUGCCUCCGUGAUCCUUCCCUCUCCUCCUUUAACCUCUCCGUCCCCACCCUGUUGCCACAAAGGCCCAGGGUGGACGACCGGUCGGAAAGCAGCUGGCUGUCCAUUGGAAGUGCCUUCGCCGGUUGUUCACUUCCAUCAAAGCUUGGACCUUCAGGAUGAUUGUAGCAUUCAUAUCCACUACGGACAGGGAGCGGGAAGCUACUGCUGCACACCUCCGCCAGACAUGGCCCCCACGCUACUGCCAGUGCCCCUGAUCUUGGACUCAACGGGUAUGACCGACUGGCCGUGCUGUAGUGGGGCACAUGUGGUGUGGCAGAAGCAGGUGCAGCAGGCCCAUUCAGAGCCUCAGCUCCUGGGACCCACUUCUGGAAUGGACAGACCCCUGUGUAGGGCCCAUCAUGGCCCAGGGGACGAACUUCCCAUGGACAUCUGUCUGUACUGCCAAACUCUACACAAUAGUCAGGGGUCAGAGGAAGAGUCUGGUGUUUGAGAAAACUCUUCAUCCAAAACUCCUCUCGCUGCUACACAAGAGCCGAAAUGGACAAAACUCUUCGGCGAUCUCUCGCUGUCUCUUUCACUCACAUGUUGCGUCUUCCGGAUAAUUCCAAAUUCUUCUGCAAUAUCAAACUGAAUUACUCAGAAUCUCCAGACCUCAGAUUUCAUUCUCACAAAGAAUUCAGCAGUCACUGACGAUUAGAUGGGUUUUCCAAAGUACUCUUCAGUAGUGACGCUCUGUUACUAGCACCUUUCUAAUGUCCGGAACAAGUAAUUCUUGGUACUUUACCCAAUACGGUCCAAAUGCGACUUUUCAUAGACAAACAAGUGGUAUUAAUUCAGGCAGUUAUCAAAGGAUCUGGAAGAUGCGCAUGAGAUUGAGUAUGGUUUCUUCCUUUCCUUUGGUUUAAAACAGGAUUCGAUUAGUAUCUUCUCUUGUAAACAAGUCUGAGAAUUCCUUGGUGAUCUUCAUGAAAGCCCUUCAAGAUUUAAACAAGUCUUUCCGUAUUCCAUUGAGCUUUAGACUUGGUGUAUGUACUUUAUGCAAGUACGUAGACGCUUCUAUCUACACAAGCUUGGUUGUCGUGUUCUGAAAUGAAUUAAUUCAAAAUGCUUGUCUUGUUCUACAGUAAUUUUUCUCUUUCAGGGUAACUACUAUCAUAGCGGAAUUCUGUUAACAUAAUAUGAAGGUAUCAUUAUACCUUGAGGACUGAAAUACGAAGCAUGUACAACGAAAACAAGAGCUUGCAAUGCAUCGGCUGUGCACUUACUUCUGUGUUUGCGUACUUGCAUAAAGUAUGUUUCAUUAGUUCACUGAGCCUACUGGCUCAUUUUUAACUAUCUAGUCAUUGCGGUGCUACCCGCCUCUUCCAUUUAAUUUCUAGCUUUUUAACUAUGUGUUGGGCUACGUUCAAGCAUCUGGCCUGGGUUUCCAGCACUACCUCAGAUAACCAAUCAGAAAGUCCUGUUAGCGAGACGGUACUUGUGCGUUAGCCUCUCGUUACCUCUGACAGAUAUUAACUCAGAGGAGCGAUAGGGAGCUUUACUUUAUAUCAUCUGUCCUUGGAAAGGAGCAUUUCAUUGAGGUUUCAGGUUUUGUUAAUUCAGAAAUGGCAGCUGUUAUUUACAAAUGUUUGUGUCUUCAUUUAUUAAUUUUGCUCAUCAAAACUGAAUGAAUUGACUGAAUAUAUUUAGGGAAAGUUGUGAAGAUUUUUUUGUUUUGUUUUGUUUCAUUAUUUUGGUCUGUUAAGCCUAUAAUGUGUUCGGGCUGAGAAGGACUACAUUUCCCAGAAUGCUUUCACCUCUUUGACUCUCAUGUUCCCUUAAAGGGAUGCGACAUUUCAUAGAAACCAACCAGCAUACAAGCUUACCAAAAGUGCCUCUGUAAUCCAUGAAAUGAACACUUCAUGACGUGUAUACAUACAUUUAUGUAGCCUGCUGUCAUGUUCCUGGCAAUACCAGCUGACACACAAAACUUGAGUUGACUCGAUGCGUAUUGCCUGCAAGCAUAGUUAUACUGUUACCCAGAAAUCUCUGUUGUCAUUUAUUGUAAAAUCCAAAGGAAUGGUCUGGGUUCAAAACAAGCUAAAACAAGUGACAUGCUGGAAGUAAACCAGUUUACUUCCUUCAGUUUGUAAAAAUAUCUGAUGCAGUUCUGAACCUGUACCAUUACCUUAAGUAAAGAAAAGGAAACACUGGAAAUCUUGCCAUGACAAACACCUGAAUGUUUUUUUUUUGUCAGUAAAUGGUCAAACUGGUCAAAGGUCUUUAUCCUUUGAACCACAAACAUCUCCCAUAAGUCUUUUUGGCUUCUUACCGUCACAUGCUGAUUUUCAUCUAAAUGAGGCUGAAUCCUAAAUGAAAAUAUAUGCAAGACAAAAUAUAGUAAAUCCCAGUGUAGGGUUUCCUCAUACAGGGUUCCCACACCUUAAGACCAAUGACUUUUCCAGUUGUUUUUGAUUAUCGUUAAAGACUUUUAAAGUCAUUUUAUAAAGAUUACACUCAGAAAGAGAAACUUUCAGUCUAUUAAAGAUUUUAAAGCCGUGCAUAAUAGCAAGAAAUGAUGUCUGUAUUGUUCAUACGCUCUCUU
Sinocyclocheilus grahami is the source of this 5228-nucleotide messenger RNA. Its product is annotated as E3 ubiquitin-protein ligase RNF43-like. The record is from RefSeq and is a predicted model, not a curated record. Bases 804 to 3134 code for a protein of 776 amino acids. The transcript is spliced from 7 exons. Lineage: Eukaryota; Metazoa; Chordata; Actinopteri; Cypriniformes; Cyprinidae.